Molecule: messenger RNA, 231 nt
Organism: Trichobilharzia regenti
Lineage: Eukaryota; Metazoa; Platyhelminthes; Trematoda; Strigeidida; Schistosomatidae
Source: the annotation of a GenBank genome assembly
AUGAAAUACACAUCAAAUUUACAUAACUUCUUAAAUUGUGCCUUAAUCUUUGUAAAUUAUUGUGAAUAUGUUAAUAAGUUAUCAAUUGUUUGGAUCGAUGAAACUAAAUAUAUAAGUCAACAUCACGAACUCAAAGCAGAAGACAACGAACCAGUACAAAAGCAUUUAUCAAUCGAAAGUCAAGUACAAUUUGUUGAAAAAUUUUUACCAAACAGCAUUUACGUAAAAUAA